Messenger RNA from Stegostoma tigrinum, 4114 nucleotides. RefSeq lists its product as uncharacterized. Gene Ontology annotation, molecular function: protein binding. The record is from RefSeq and is a predicted model, not a curated record. Bases 1402 to 2355 code for a protein of 317 amino acids. The transcript has 8 exons. Lineage: Eukaryota; Metazoa; Chordata; Chondrichthyes; Orectolobiformes; Stegostomatidae.
GACCGAGUCCGUGUUUGAGGUGGUUACCAAGGCACCUUCCCUGCGGGGUUGGGUGCACCUUUGGCUGGGGUUGGAGGGGGUGAAAACAGACCCAGCCCUGGGGGUGGGGAACAGACCCUUUCACGUGGGUAUAGACCAGCAGGCUCAUUGUACCCUCCUGCACACUUUAGUACUGAGGGUGUGAGGCACAGUCAGUCUUCCUGUUGGGAAACGGGAAAGGGUUCAGGAAAGAUUUACAAGGAUGUUGCCGGGGUUGGAGGGUUUGAGCCACAGGGAGAGGCUGAAUAGACUGGGGCUAUUUUCCCUGGAGCGUCGGAGGCUGAGGGGGGACCUUAUAGAGGUUUACAACAUCAUGAGGAGCAUGGAUAGGGUGAAUAGCCACGGGCUUUUCCCUGGGGUGGGGGAGUCCAAAUCUAGAGUGGCAUAGGUUUAAGGUGGGAGGGGAAAGAUUUAGAAGGGACCCGAGGGGUAACAUUUUCACGCAGAGGGUGGUGCGUGUAUGAAAUGAGGUGCCAGAGGAAGUGGGUGGGGGCUGGUACAAUGAGAACAUUUAAAAGGCAUUUGGAUAGGCACAUGGAUAGGAAGGGUUUAGCGGGAUAGGGGCCAAACGCUGGCAAAUGAGACUGGAUUUAUUUUGGGUAUCUGGUCAGCAGGGAUGAAGUGGACCGAAGGGUCUGUUUCCAUGAUGUACAUGUUGCAAAAAGGGUUUAUUGCUGUCUCAGGGCAGGCAGGUCUUUAUAUCACCCCACCCUAUACACACACAGACACAGUGCCAGGACCUCGGGUUCGAUUCCACCCUUGGGCGACUGUGUGCAGUUUGCACGUGCUCCCCAUGCCUGUGUGGUUUCCUCUGAGGUGAUGCAGGAACCCCCAAGUGGGACCUCACCCAACUACUCUUGAUGACAGUAUUGGUAGGAAUGUGGAGAGGACUGCUUGUUCUCACACUGAGAGGGGUCCUGUCCAUGGCACUGCCUUGUGCUAUCACUGGGCCAAACAGGUGAGAUUCAGAACAGAUCUUAUUACUGAAAACUGGGCAACUAUCCAACCAAAACCAACCCAGGAACAUGUGCACAAAGUAACUAUUUAAACCAAUCACCAUGGAUAUGGUGUCAUUGUUGUGAGGAGAACUUUGUUGACUUGGUAACUGAGGCUGAGCUUUAUUUCCUUGUAAGGUUUCAUGUUGGACAGCAGCUGUACUGCAGGAAGACAUUUGUCACUUUUCUAGAGGGGUUAUUAAUCAUUGGGUAUGGCCAUCACUUGCUAGGCCAGCGUUUAUUACCCAGAGGACAGCUAAAGAGUCAAUCCCAUUGCUGUGGGUGUGGAAGUCAGACUGGGUCAGGACAGCAGAUUUCCAUCCUGAAAGGGCGUUAAUAAACCAGGACUUUUCUGGGACAGGUAUAGAUGGCAUCUCGCAAGAAGGAUGUCCCAGCAAAGAAGGAAGUGCCCACUCAGAUGAAACUGCGCCAUGCAGUCCCACUGACCCGAGACUCCCAGGGCAUUUACAGUUUGGCCUGGUCUCCCGAUGGACAGGAGUUAAUCGUGGGAUUUGGAAAUGGAGCUAUUCAGGCUGUGAACCCUGCAAACGGGAAACCUUCGCGGGACAUAUUCAGUGGAGGGGUCUCCCGACAAGCAACGACCUGCCUGUGCUUCCACCCAAAGGACCCCAGCCACCUGAUAACGGUCGGUGCUGAAGGCAUCGUGGCUGUUUACGACACCAAGACAGGAAAGUGUAAAUCCACCAUUACAGAGGAAAACACCUACCUGUACACAGUGGAUAUUUCAGCCGAUGGGAGCACAUACGCCACAGCUGGUAGCAACAGGGGCAUCAAGAUAUACGAUACCAGAACCAACCAGGUGAUCAACAUUUUGGAGCCUGCAGAUUAUGUGACGAGUGGGAAGGAGCUGAACCCAAUCGAUGGUCACACAAGGCGCAUCUUUGCUGUUCGGUUCCAUCCCGAGGAGCGACACAUUUUCGUAUCAGGAGGUUGGGAUGACUCCAUCAAGAUCUGGGACAAGCGAAUGGCCAGCGAAGCUCGGAAAGUGCUCACCGGCCCACACAUCUGUGGCCCUGCGAUCGACAUCAAGAACAGUAAGAUCCUGACGGGGUCCUGGGUGGCCAAGCACGCGCUGCAGAUCUGGGACUUUCGAAAUCAACCCCGGAUAAGAACAUUCCGUUCCGCGAGGAUAAGGAUCACGGCGAGUUCAUCUACGCAGCUCGGUUUUGUGCCAAUGAUGUCAUCGUUGCUGGAGGGAGUGGGACCAACAGCGUCCAAGCUAUCAAUUAUAAAACAGAUACGGCCCUGGGGGAGAUUAAACUGCAUGCACAUCCUGUGCAUGUUAUUACCACUACGUUAGAUGGCCAAAAUGUUGCAUUUGGUGGUGGAGGAGGGAACCUGCACAUUGCUUACCUCCUUUAGCAGAAAAGGAAACAAAACGGGAGAUUAUCGGCAGCUUACAUUUCUCAGUCCCAGAGGCUCAACGUUUCCGUUAUCCAGUUUCAUUACAGUUGUACUGAGAUGUUUAUUUAGACGUGUUGUGUUUGAUUUUGCCUUUUUUUUGGAAGAAGGAUUGUUGCCUUUCCACGCUGCCCCACAACCCCCACGUGUGAAGAGUUUGUUAAAUAAUUAGUAGAGCUGUACACAUCAUAGUUGCUGCUUGUGUAAGUACUAUUUGUUUUAUUUCGCUAUGAUCAGCUAUGGACAGUCCGAUCCGACCUUGUCAAACUCCAUGCAGUUUAGACACAUAGCGGAGAGCGUGUAAACUCAUUGAAUGUUCUCCCUUCUCGCAGAUGUUGUCUGGUCUGCCAAGUAUAUUUUUAUGUUUCAGAUUUCCAGCUUCCACAAUACUUUGCUCUUACAUGUCAUUGGGAUCGGCGUUUUCUCCAUGGGCAGUCCCUCUGGACGAGGUGUACAACAUACUAAACACUGUUGAUAUGUACAUCUCUCCCAUCAGUGUCACUGGCUCUAAGUUUGAACAGUGAACAACUAAUUCAAACAGUUUAGUAGACUUCUCCUGUCAUUGUUGAGUUAGAUCAUAAAUGAACAGAUGUGCUUUAUAAUCUAUUAUUUGUUUUAAGGAGGCGAUGGCCUAGUGGUAUAAUUGCUGGAUUAUUAAUCCAGAGACCUGGUAAUGUUCUGGGGACCCAGGUUCGAAUCCUGCCAUGAUAGAUGAAGGAAUUUGAAUUCAAUAAAAAUCUGGAAUUAGGAGUCUAACAACAACCAUGAAACCAUUGCUAAUUGCCAGAAAAACCCAUCUGGUUCACUAAUGUCCUUCAGGGAAGGAAACCACCAUCCAUACCUGGCCUGGCCUACAUGUGACUCCAGACCCAUAGCAAUGUGGUUGGUACUAAACUGGUCCCUGGGUCAUUAGGGAUGAGCAAUAAAUGUUGGCCACCCAGUAAUGUUCACAUCCCAUGAAUGAAUGAACGAAAAAAAUCUCCCUGGCGCUUCUGAAUAUUGUAUACAUUGGGACAAACUCAUUCAAUUGUACAGAAUUCCAUACUUGUAUGAAAGAGCUAACCCCUUUUGCUCACACUCCUGCUCUUUCCCCAUAUCCUGAAAAUUCUUCCUUUCCAAAUAAUCUGAUUUUUCCCUUUUGCAAUUUGGAAACUUUACUCCCCAGAACUCUGACGAAUAAUCCAGUUUCUGCAGGCGACUAGUGUCACUCAAUCCUGGUAUAAUCAUGAUGAGUCAUUCUCCUCUGCUCUCUCUCCAAGCCUGACACCUUUCCCAGAAAGUAUGGUGCUCAAAACUGGACAGAAUUCUAACCCCUAAAAGCAUGUGGGUUUGGAAAGCUUAUAUUUCUACUUCUGGCUUGAACAAGAAGGGGCAACAAACUGAUCUUAGGAGGCAGGUCACUUCUUCUGUGUCUCACAGUUUAAUGUUCAGUUCCAUCGUGCAAUGCAAAGCACUGUAUAUUUUAUCUUUAUAAUUUUGUUGAGUAUUGUCGGUUUUUAACCAGUGUUAAGAUUGAAUAAUGAAGAUCAAAGGUAGAAGUAAUAAUCAAGGACAAAGAUUUAUUUCACAAUUAGCUGAACAGUUUGUGGAAUUUAAAUCCUCGAAAAUUCUACAUAAUAAAAAUCACAUUCUGUGAAGCAGCAAACUAACCGAACAAU